AUGGCGUCCGAUAUGACGAAACCGAUUCUGGACGCCCUGUCCGCGUCCGAUGCGCCCAUUUUCUCCAACGAAGCCUUCCCCUCCAUCCCCUCAUCAAAUAUCAAAAGUGCGCUCGACCGCCUAGGCUCGCGACAGAUGGUCGAGUAUGACACCAUGGACAAGGAGGUUCUCGCCCUGACGGGUGAGGGUGAAGCGAUUGCCACUAAUGGCAGUCAUGAGGCGAAGGUCUUCGAGGCCGUUCUCGCCGCCAUCGAUGGGUUGAAGAUCGGCGACUUGCCUGGGAUUGUUGGAAAGGAUAACGCCAAAGUCGGUCAGGGCAAUGCCUUCAAGCGAGGCUGGAUCAAGAAGGACAAGGAUCUGCUGCGGGCCAAUGCCGAAUCCAUUGUGGACGAGACCCAGCAGCAGUUGCUGGCGGUCAAGAACACCCAGACUCUCGGUGACCAAAAGGCUGUGACCGACCUCAAGCGUCGCAAGCUCGUCACGGUGCAAAAGGUCAUCACCUUCAAGAUCUCCAAGGGUCCCAAGUAUGCCCGGGAGUUCGUCAAGGAGGAGACCGAUCUCACGGCCGAGAUGCUGCUCAAUGGGUCCUGGAAGACGGCCCAGCUGAAGCCGUACAACUUCAAAGCCAAGGGUGCCCCGACCCCGUCCGGUGCGUUCCACCCGCUCAACAAGGUGCGCCAGGAAUUUCGCAACAUCUUCUUCGAGAUGGGCUUCGAGGAGAUGCCUACCAACCGCUUCGUCGAGACGGGCUUCUGGAACUUCGACGCCCUCUUCGUGCCCCAGCAACACCCCGCCCGUGACCUCCAAGACACUUUCUACAUCUCCGACCCGGCCAAGGCAGACCCUCCGCGCGAGGAUCCUCUCAAUGACCCCCACCGUCCAAAGGCCAUCAACCCCGUCUCGGUGGCCUCGCCCGAAAAGACCAUCGAUUACAACGAAUACUGGGAGAACGUCCGUCAGGUCCACGAGUCGGGCAAAUAUGGCUCCAUCGGCUACCGCUACCCCUGGAGCGCCGACGAGUCCCUCCGACUGGUCCUCCGUACACACACUACUUCGGUCUCGACCUACAUGCUGCAGAAGCUGGCCGCCAACCCCCGGCCCGCGCGGUACUUCAGUAUCGACCGUGUGUUCCGUAACGAGGCUGUCGACGCCACCCACUUGGCCGAGUUCCACCAGGUCGAGGGUGUCAUUGCAGACUUCAACCUUACCCUGGGUGGUCUGAUUGGCUUCAUGGAGGUCUUCUUCGCAAAGAUGGGCAUUCACAAGCUGCGUUUCAAGCCCGCCUACAACCCUUACACCGAGCCUAGUAUGGAGAUCUUCGGCUACCACGACGGUCUGGGCAAGUGGGUUGAGAUCGGAAACAGUGGUAUGUUCAGACCGGAGAUGCUGGAGCCCAUGGGUCUUCCCAAGGACAUGAGAGUGUACGGAUGGGGAUUGAGUUUGGAGAGACCAACCAUGAUCAAAUACGGAGUGAGCAACAUCCGUGAACUUCUCGGCCACAAGGUCGACCUCAACUUCAUUGAGAGCAACCCCGCCGUUAGACUGGAGAAGGAUUAA
This is a messenger RNA of Aspergillus wentii DTO 134E9, 1557 nucleotides long. RefSeq names its product phenylalanine--tRNA ligase subunit alpha. Gene Ontology annotation, biological process: phenylalanyl-tRNA aminoacylation. Bases 1 to 1557 code for a protein of 518 amino acids. NCBI's taxonomy places the organism in Eukaryota, Fungi, Ascomycota, Eurotiomycetes, Eurotiales, Aspergillaceae. The record is from RefSeq and is a predicted model, not a curated record. The transcript is spliced from 2 exons. Gene Ontology annotation, cellular component: cytoplasm; cytosol; phenylalanine-tRNA ligase complex. Gene Ontology annotation, molecular function: phenylalanine-tRNA ligase activity; tRNA binding; ATP binding.